AUGAUAAAAGAUCAUCAUAUACAACAGAAUGAAACGUCUGUAUUUAAACGACUUCAACAACAUCGGCAACAAUCAACAUCAUUAUCAUCGUUUCAAGUAACUGAUCAGCAACAUAAAGAUCGUGAUUCUUUUAUGAAUCAGAUACCGAGCAACAACAAACGAAAAUCGACCCAUGAUUUUACCAUUGAUCACACAUAUGGUAAUACUAAAAGUAAUGUACGACUUACAUUCGAUUGGUCAUCUCCAGAUGUAACUACAGCUGUUAUGGAUAAUAAACAUUAUUUUGGUCUUUAUUUAAUUCGUAUUAAACAUGGUUUAGUUCUGUUUUCCUUAACACUCACUGCUUUUCAAAGUCUUGUUUAUUUAUUAUUAGCUAUAUUUUCUGAAAAACAUUAUUCAACACAAUUUAUUCUUGAAAUCAUUCUAUUUUCUAUUAUUUUUCUGCUAUCAAUAAUAUUUCUUUUAUUAAUUCAUCGUGAGAAAUUUUUUCAUUCAUAUGUACAUAUAUCAUGUUUAUUAAUAUGGAUUUUAUUAACAUUUUUUGCAAUAAUACCUAUUAUUUUACAAAAAUAUAUGUCAAUUAUACGUUUAAUGGGUAUUGUAACAUUUUCAAUAAUAACUAUACAUACAACAUUACCCGUAUCACGUUCAUGGACAGUUUUAAUGGCUAUAACAACAUCUUUUAUUCAUUUAAUACUUGUUAUUCGUACACAUACUAUUACAGAUCCAAAUAAUAAAUCACAUCAAAUAGAACUUAAAUUAGAGGAAGCUAUAAUAAUUGAUAAUGAAUUUACUCAUCUUAAUAAUGUGGUUGUGUGUCUUUCAUUAUUUUUUAUUGCAUGUAAUUUAUUCGGCUUAUGUUAUCGUUAUUUAACGGAUGCACAUCAAAAGAAAACAUAUCAUAAUACGAUGCGUUGUAUUGAAGCUCGAAUCAGACUUGAAUGUGAAAAGGAACAACAAGAAACGUUAAUUCUUAGUGUUAUUCCAGCACAUAUUGCUUUAAGUAUGAAAUCAGAAAUGUUACGUAAAGUAAAAGAUACGGCUAAAUAUCAUAAUGUUCAAUCUCGUGAUUAUGAUGAUCAAUGUUCAAAUGCAAAAAAAAUUAAUACACGCAAAGCAGCAUUUCAUGAUUUAUAUAUAAAAAAACAUGAAAAUGUGACAAUCCUCUAUGCUGAUAUUGUUAAUUUUACACCAUUAUCAGAAAAGUUUACUCCUCCAGAACUUGUACAAAUACUUAAUAAACUUUUUGGAAAAUUUGAUCAAUUAGCACAAGAAUGUGAUUGUAUGAGAAUAAAAAUUCUAGGUGAUUGUUAUUAUUGUGUUAGUGGUUUACCGAUAAGUCGACCAAACCAUGCAUCUAAUUGUGUACGAAUGGGUUUAAAAAUGAUUGAAGAUAUAAAAUUAGUACGAGAAGCAACCGGUGUUAAUGUUGAUAUGCGUAUUGGUAUUCAUACAGGACGAGUUUUAUGUGGAGUAUUAGGUCUUAAAAAAUGGCAAUAUGAUACUUGGUCCGAUGAUGUAACAUUAGCUAAUCAUAUUGAAGCAGGUGGUAUACCCGGUCGUGUUCAUAUUUCUGAAAGUACAAGACUUAAUUUGGGUAGUGAAUUUCAAGUUGAAGUAGGUAAUGGACAUGAACGUGAUGAUUAUAUAGCAAAAUUAGGUAUAAAAACUUGGUUUAUAAUUCCAUGUGAAACACCAAAUCAUCAAAAUCAAUUAAUGAUGAAUGGUGGUGAUGGUCGUAAAUCUAGUAAAAAAAUGCAAAAAUUAUUAGAUACAUGGUCAAAUGAAACUCCGUUUGCUCUUCAACAUCUUGUUGAUAAUGAUAAAUCAGAUGCAGCAAAAAGUUUUGUUCUUCUUGAAGAUAAUUUAAAACCAUUAGCAACAUCAUUUUUUUGUUCCCGUAGUCGACAUAGUUCAAAUGAUCUCGAACCAUUUACACUUGAAUUUAAUACACAAACAGAUAAUACAAAUAAAAAUUUAGAAGAUGACGAAGGAAAUCGUCGAGCUAGUGAAAGUUUAUUUCGUUCAUUACCAGAAUUACGUUAUCGAUAUUAUAUUUUAAAUGCAGCGUGUGUUUUCUUUGUAAUAUUAGUUAUUCAAGCAUUAAUAUUUGAAAGAAAUGCUCUUUAUCUUGUUCUCGUUAUAACUGGCAUAUGUGCCUUUAGUAUAGCAGCUUCACUUUGUAUUAUUGAUCUUUCAAAAUUACAACGUGACAAUCAUCGUUCAUUACUUGAACAAUCAACUUAUUUAGUUACACAUUAUUAUUUUAUUCGUUUACCUGUUAGUCUUAUCUUAAUUAUUAUUUGUAUUUUAACACCAUUUUCUGUUACAUGGUCACCAUCAGUUAGUUUCAAUGAACCAUUUGAUAAUGGAACAGGAUUAGGCAAUGAUUUAUUAUUAUCGGGAGCCAAUAUUUCAUUUGUACAAAAUAAUAUUAAUCAGACAAUUCUUAUAACAUCAUCAACGAAUUCCAUAUUAUUUGAAUUAUGUCCUCAUUUCGAAUUUCAUAUAUUACUUAUUCAACUUGCUUUAUUAACGAUUUCUUCAUUUAUGCAUCUUUAUUUUCUUCUAAAAGCAUUAAUUAUGAUUAUAAUCGUAGUUACAUAUGUGUUUUAUUCCAGUUAUACUGAAGUAUAUAGUAUUAUUGCUGAUAAUUAUGGUUUACGAAGUAAUCUAUUACUUAUAGAAACAAUUUUACAAAGUAUUUUUUUUAUACUUUUACUAUUUGCACUUGAUCGACGGAUUGAAUAUAUGAGUCGAUUAGAUUUAUUAUGGACAAUUAAAUUUCAAAAUGAAAAACAUGAAGCUGAAACAGUGAGCACUAUUAGUCGAUUAUUAUUAGAAAAUAUUCUACCAAAACAUGUUGCAGAAAUUAUUAUGAAAGAAAAUAUGAGUCAGGGUCUUUAUCAUGAAAGUUAUGAUAAUGUUGUUGUUAUGUUUGCAUCAAUACCUAAUUUUAAAGAAUUUUAUGUUCAAUCAGAUGCUAAUAAUGAUGGAUUAGAAUGUUUAAGAUUACUCAAUGAAAUUAUUGCUGAAUUUGAUAAAUUAUUAGAUAAGAAUAAAUUUAGUUGUGUAGAAAAAAUUAAAACAAUUGGUCAUACAUAUAUGGCAGCAGCUGGUCUUAAUCCAGGUGCUGAACAUCGUAUGACAAGAGAACGAUAUAAUCAAAAUGUUGUUGCACUUGCUGAAUUUGCUUUUGCAAUGAUUGCAGUACUUGAAGGAAUCAAUCGAGAUUGUUUUAAUGAUUUUAAAUUACGUGUGGGCAUGUGUAAUGGACCUCUUGUUGCAGGUAUUGUUGGCGCCAAAAAGCCUCAAUAUGAUAUAUGGGGAAAUACAGUAAAUGUUGCAUCACGUAUGGAUAGUACAGGUGUGGUUAGUUGUAUACAUGUUCCGGAAGAAACUCAACGAGUUUUAUUUGAAAAUGGUUAUCCAUGUGAAUGUCGUGGGCCAAUUUAUGUUAAAGGCAAAGGUAAUAUGACAACUUAUUUAGUUCGACCACGUGGUUUUAUGAUGCCAACAUCAUCUUCCAAUCUUUCAUCAAUCGGUACGGCAUCGAAUAAAUAA
Adineta steineri is the source of this 3564-nucleotide messenger RNA. NCBI's taxonomy places the organism in Eukaryota, Metazoa, Rotifera, Eurotatoria, Adinetida, Adinetidae. The record is from the annotation of a GenBank genome assembly.